Periconia digitata is the source of this 2148-nucleotide messenger RNA. NCBI's taxonomy places the organism in Eukaryota, Fungi, Ascomycota, Dothideomycetes, Pleosporales, Periconiaceae. The record is from the annotation of a GenBank genome assembly.
AUGCUCUCCAUCCACUAUACACCAAGUACAGCGCUCGGUACCCUAUCCGCUAGUCGACAACCAAGCGUCCGCCCUUGUCAUCCCUCGUCGGCCCAACGACUCCCCGAUUUUUCCAGCCUUGACUGCAAACUACCUAGACUUCAACGGACGACGGAAGAUGUGAACAAGCAUUCAGCUAUGGAUGACUCCAUCAGUCAGCCUUUUCUCCUUAGCUCCUGUUCCCAUUGCCAUCCCUCCCUGCUCAUGACACUGGGGCCUGGUACUACUUAUAAUCCCCCUAUGCUCCCCCAGUCCAUCACCACAGCCAGGUCCAGACUUUCUUUGUUUAAUCCUCAAACCCUCGCAUUCCUCUCCAUCUACCCGGCCAAUCAACACACAAUACCACGCACAACAAUGAACGAAACCAGGGAUACUCGGCCAGUGAGUACGGCGAAUUCAGAUGCAACCACCAUCGCCAUGCCAAACAACAACUCUACCAUCUCCGCCGAGAAGCAACCCGCAGAUAGCAAUGUCGUUUCGGCCGCACCUUCAGACCGCGCCGUCUCCGUCGACGCCAACGCCCAGGCAUCGGAGAAGCAAACAGCCAGCCACAGCGACGCAGACGAGGUCGACGACCACGAAUAUCCCACGGCUUGGAAACUUGCCGUCAUCACCAUCGCCUUGUGUCUUUCCGUCUUUUGCAUGGCUCUCGACAACACCAUCAUAGCCACCGCCAUCCCUCGUAUCACCGAUCAGUUCAAGGCUCUAAACGACGUCGGCUGGUAUGGUAGCUCGUAUUUGCUCACCACGUGCGCGACUCAGCUCAUCUACGGAAAAUUCUACACCUUCUACUCCAUUAAAUGGGUCUACGUUUCGGCCCUAUUCAUCUUCGAGGUUGGUUCGCUGAUUUGCGGUGUUGCUCCCAACUCCACCACUCUGAUCAUUGGACGUGCCAUCGCGGGUGUCGGCUCUGCUGGCAUUUUCAGCGGCGCAAUUCUAAUCGUCGCAUCGGCUGUUCCGUUACGCCAACGCCCAACCUACAUGGGAUUGAUCGGUGGCAUGUACGGUAUCGCUUCUGUUGCUGGACCUCUACUUGGCGGAGUCUUCACUGACAAGCUGACUUGGCGCUGGUGCUUCUACAUUAACCUGCCAUUCGGAGCCGUGACCGCAGCCUUCAUCAUCCCCUUCUUCAACAUCAAGCGCAAAGGACCCAAGCAGCAAGCCACCUGGAGGGAGCAAGUCGCCAAAUUCGAUCUCUACGGAACCGCCCUCUUCCUCCCCGCCAUCAUCUGCCUCCUCCUCGCGCUCCAAUGGGGCGGCACCACCUACGCAUGGAACGACGGCCGCAUCAUCGCCUGCCUCGUCCUCUUCGCCGUCCUCAUCGCAGGUUUCAUCGCCGUCCAAGUCUGGAAGCAGGAAAACGCCACGGUACCCCCUAGAGUCUUCCUCAACCGCAACGUGUGGGGCUCUGCGCUCUUUAUCUCCAUGCUGGGCGCCGCCUUCUUCGUCGUAGUCUACUACCUCCCGCUCUGGUUCCAAGCCAUCAAAGGCGCCUCGGCCACCAAAUCCGGCAUCAUGAACCUCCCCGCGAUCCUGGGCCUCGUCAUCAUCUCCAUGCUGGGCGGCGCCGCCGUCUCGGCCAUCGGCUACUACACCCCCUUUAUGCUUACCUCAUCCAUCCUCAUGGCCGUGGGCGCAGGGCUCCUGACCACCUUCACCGUCGACACGCACCACUCCAAGUGGAUCGGGUACCAGUUCAUCUUCGGUGCCGGCGUGGGCUUCGGCAUGCAGCAGCCCCUCGUCGCCGUGCAGACGGUCCUGGCCAAAAACGACAUCGCCAUCGGCACCGCCAUCAUCAUGUUUUCCCAGACCCUCGGCGGCGCCCUUUUCAUCUCCGUCGGCCAGAACGUCUUCACCAACCAGCUCGCAAAGAACCUCGCCUCCGCCGUCCCCGAUCUCAACCCCAGCAUCGUCACGCAUGUCGGUGCCACGGCCCUGAAGCAGGUCGUUGAAGAAAAGUUUCUCAAGGGCGUGCUGAUUGCGUAUAACGAGGCCCUUACCCAGACCAUGUACGUCAGUGUCGCCACGGCUACGCUGUCAAUCGUCGGCGCCGCGUUUGUGCAGUGGAAGAGCAUGAAGGGCAAGGAGAUCCAGAUGGGUGCUGCUUAG